Molecule: messenger RNA, 519 nt
Organism: Botrytis porri
Lineage: Eukaryota; Fungi; Ascomycota; Leotiomycetes; Helotiales; Sclerotiniaceae
Exons: 2
Coding region: 1-519 (172 amino acids)
Biological process (GO): autophagy of mitochondrion; C-terminal protein lipidation; autophagosome assembly
Cellular component (GO): cytoplasm; phagophore assembly site membrane; Atg12-Atg5-Atg16 complex
Source: RefSeq, a predicted model, not a curated record
AUGAGCUCUCCCAACCCCAACCCCGACACCUCUCCCCUCCCCUCCCGCACUCCCACCCCCACAACCCCCACCACCUCCCUCCCUACCCACCCACGCACCCACUCAGGCAUCCCGGAUCUCCCACCCUCCUCCCCCACUCUCCCCCUAACCAUGACCUCCUCCCUCCUACUCACCAAUCUCCCGCGCGACUCCAGCACCGCGCUCGAAUCUGCAUUUGUGUUUCCCACCCCGAAAAUCACAGUGCGGUUUCAGCCGAUUGGGUCGGCGCCCGCGUUGCAGAGACCCGUGUCGAAGAUUAGUUCGACGCAGAGGUUUGAGACGGUCGUGGCGUAUCUGAGGAGGGUGUUGAAGUUGGAUCGGAAUGCGGGGGGAGGGGGAGAGAGGGAAAGUGUGUUUUUGUAUGUGAAUAGUUGUUUUGCGCCGGCGUUGGAUGAGGUGGUGGGGAACUUGCAUAGGUGCUUUAAAGAUUCGAAGGACCAGCUUAUUGUUACCUAUUCGAUGACGCCGGCAUUUGGAUGA